ACUUCCUUUUGGGUGUUGUUAAUUAUUAUUAUAAUAUUCGGUUAAACCCGUUGGGCCUGUUUCCAUGGAAGCUCAUCGCCAUCUCCGUCUUUCUGGUCGAUUCUUGUAACCGAGAGAGAGAGAGAGAGAUGAUUCUUCUUCUAUGUAUCCUUUUUGAUAAUUGAAUGAACAUACCAUGAUUUCUCGCUAUGCGUUGGCUUCCCCAACUCUCCUUCUCCUCUUCUUCUUCUUCUUCUUCUCUCAAACCCAUGGCUUCUUCUCCCGAUCGAAACCUGGAUCGUGAUCGUUUCCACCGCCGCUUCUUUCGUUUUAACCGCGGGAGGGGGCUCACGCGCCAGAGGAAGCUCCGUCACUUGACGGACGACGACGUCGCCUCAACCUCCGGGUUAAACCGGUCUCCGAGCGCGUACACUCGCUCUCCUUCCGCCGUGCCGUUACCGUUGCCUCUGCCGUCACCAGAGGUCCCCGGAGAUCCUCCGAGGAAUCGGAAUGCGGUGAACAACGGUGCUAAAGGAUCGGAGGAGGAUAGGGCUGUUCCUGACCGCACCACCUCUGCUCCUCCUCUCACCUGCGUCAAUGGCGUUGCUGCACGUGCCACGGAGAAUUCUCCAUAUCAAGACUUUAAUAAUAGUCCUAGCCCGGGCGCGGGCGCGGGAACCAGGAACGGUUAUUGGGUGAACAUUCCAAUUCCAACCAUGAGCGCUCCCGCCACUCCCUACAUGAGUCCUCCAAGGGAUUUACCUUUUUUCUAUUUGCCUCCUAAGACCAAUCAAGUCUGGUCUGCACCUGACAUGCCCUUUGAUAUCUCUGGUGUCCCUCCUGCUUAUUACGAUCUCACUGCUUUUAGUACUGACAACUCCCCCAUCCAUAGCCCGCAGCCUCCAAGUCCCCGCAGGCAUCCCACUGAUGGCAUUUCCUCCCCCUUGCCUCAUCCGAGGCUGUCCGCUGAUGUACGCCGUGAUAACUCCAAUGUUCAUCCUCUGCCUCUCCCUCCUGGAGCUGCUGCUGCUGCUGCUGCUGCUGCUGCUGCUCCCUCCUCCUCUUCAUCAGCUGUUCCGUGCCAGCAGCCUCCUCUCAAACAGGAUUCGUUCCCCAUUAAUUCUCAGUGGAAGAAAGGAAAGCUUAUAGGUCGUGGUACUUUUGGAAGUGUUUACGUCGCCAGUAACAGUAAACCCCAUAUAACACUGUAG
Messenger RNA from Raphanus sativus (radish), 1190 nucleotides. Its product is annotated as mitogen-activated protein kinase kinase kinase 5-like. The record is from RefSeq and is a predicted model, not a curated record. Bases 189 to 1190 code for a protein of 333 amino acids. The transcript is spliced from 3 exons. Lineage: Eukaryota; Viridiplantae; Streptophyta; Magnoliopsida; Brassicales; Brassicaceae.